This is a messenger RNA of Sarcophilus harrisii (Tasmanian devil), 6046 nucleotides long. It is a transcript of the gene HM13, whose product is annotated as histocompatibility minor 13. The transcript is spliced from 13 exons. Bases 406 to 1755 code for a protein of 449 amino acids. Gene Ontology annotation, molecular function: aspartic endopeptidase activity, intramembrane cleaving. Gene Ontology annotation, biological process: membrane protein proteolysis. NCBI's taxonomy places the organism in Eukaryota, Metazoa, Chordata, Mammalia, Dasyuromorphia, Dasyuridae. Gene Ontology annotation, cellular component: lumenal side of endoplasmic reticulum membrane; membrane; cytoplasmic side of endoplasmic reticulum membrane. The record is from RefSeq and is a predicted model, not a curated record.
CUCGGAGGCCGAACAGCAAAUAUGAGGGGAAAGACCCCAAAUCCAUUACAGCGUAUUGGUAGUAAAGGAGAAGAGACUGAAGUCAAUCCAAGCUCCUUGACUGCAGACAAGUUCUCUUUCUACCACGCACGCCAUGUUACAAUGUGGAGGGGAUGCGACAGAGAUUUGAAGGUCACAACGACCGGACUUGGGAAGUGCUAGGACAUGAGACUGGACUCUAGGCUGGGAGUGGCGUUGGGGCAGCGUCGCGCAAAACUACCUCCCUCCCCCCACCUCACACUCCACCCCCACCCCUGGGCUUCGGCGUCCGAUUCUUGGACCAGAUCCGGUUGCUUAGCAACGCUCUCCUCCCACCCUUUCCCCAUCUCCCGGUUGCGAGCUUGUUGCUAGGGGGCGGGGUGACGCAUGCGCGGCACGCAGCGGGAGGCCCAACGCGUCACAUCCUGUUUCUUUAGGGGAACGUGGCCUUCCCCUCCUCCCCCCUCCCCUCCCCUGCAGCGCCGGCGGCGGAGCUGGAGCCGCAGCAGCAGCAGCCCAGGAUCCGCAGCCUCAACCAUGGAGCCGGCCCUCAGCGAAGCCCUCAAUGGCAGCGGCCCCGCCGAGCCCCCCGCGGCCCCCAGCCCGGCCAACGGCACGGCGCGGCCGCCCUCCACCCCCGAGGGCAUCGCCCUGGCCUACGGCAGCCUCCUGCUCAUGGCGCUGCUGCCCAUCUUCUUCGGGGCCCUGCGCUCGGUGCGCUGCGCCCGCAGCAAGAAUGCUUCAGAUAUGCCAGAGACCAUUACCAGUCGUGAUGCUGCUCGAUUUCCCAUCAUCGCUAGCUGCACACUCUUGGGCCUCUACCUCUUCUUUAAAAUCUUCUCUCAAGAGUACAUCAACCUCUUGCUCUCCAUGUAUUUCUUCGUGCUGGGGAUCUUGGCUCUGUCUCACACAAUCAGCCCUAUCAUGAACAAGUUCUUCCCAGCAAAUUUCCCCAACAAGCAGUAUCAGCUACUCUUCACACAAGGCUCCGGGGAGAAUAAGGAAGAAAUUGUCAAUUAUGAGUUUGACAGCAAGGAUCUCGUGUGCCUGACCCUGAGCAGUAUCAUCGGUGUUUGGUAUCUGCUAAGGAAGCACUGGAUUGCCAACAACCUCUUUGGCCUGGCCUUCUCCCUCAACGGAGUGGAGCUCCUGCAUCUCAAUAAUGUCAGCACAGGCUGCAUCCUGCUCGGAGGCCUCUUUGUCUAUGACAUCUUCUGGGUUUUUGGCACCAAUGUGAUGGUAACUGUGGCCAAGUCCUUUGAGGCACCAAUAAAACUGGUUUUCCCCCAAGACCUGCUGGAAAAGGGAUUGGAGGCAGACAACUUUGCCAUGCUGGGACUGGGAGACAUCGUCAUUCCAGGCAUCUUCAUUGCCCUGCUUCUGCGUUUUGACAUCAGCCUGAAGAAGAACACGCACACCUACUUCUACACCAGCUUCGUGGCCUACAUCUUUGGCCUGGGUCUUACUAUCUUCAUUAUGCACGUCUUCAAACAUGCCCAGCCGGCAUUGCUCUAUCUGGUCCCUGCCUGCAUUGGUUUCCCCCUGCUGGUGGCGCUGGCAAAGGGAGAAGUCACGGAGAUGUUCAGCUAUGAAUCUUCUGCUGAAAUCUUGCCACACACUCCGCGGCUUACCCACUUCCCCACUGUCUCGGGCUCACCCGCCAGCCUUGCGGAUUCCAUGCAACAGAAAGCGGCCUGCCCCCGCCGCCGCCGGCCACACAGCCCCAGCGCCCUGUAGCCCCCAGCGUCCUUUCUCCCCCCGUUUCCCCUCUGCUCUGUCAGCUACGAGGAGACAAACGAGAAAGAGAAGGAGUCAGCCAGUGAGUGCAAAGAAGGAGCACCGCCAUCAUCAUCAUCAUCAUCCUCUGAGACGGAAAAGAAGGAGCAGUAAGGGUGGGCUUGGAGCCAGGUGGAGUGGGGGGGGGCUCCUGCCGCCAGGGCAAGAGCUAGGGGAGAGACAAUGGCCCUGCAGAACCGGGCGGUGAUGCUCCGGCUUAGGCUGCCCUGCUGGGGCCAGGCCUCUCCUCUCCCUUCUCCUUCCCAAGCCCAGUCCUGGAUUUUUCUCUUUGUUUCUGGUUGUGUACUUCCUGCGUGCUCCCUCCCCAGCACUGGGCAAAGAAACCCCAACUACCUUUUGUGGGGAGGGUGACAGGGGUGGUGAGAGGGCCUGGUUUUUAAAUUUUUUGUAUUACCGUGAACUCCCCUCUCUCUCACAUUAAAAGUCUGUGUCAAGUGAAAGUGAGGACAAGGGAGCAGUCUCUGUCUCCACUUCGCCCUAGGCAUUGGGAAGAGACAUCAGAGGUGGAAGCCUCUUGACCCCCCAACGCCUGGUUUCUCUUGAACCCCUGCUGGGUGCUGAUUUAUAUUGCUCUUUUCUGGGAGCUUAGGAGGCAGCCCUACCUCUGGACAAGCUCAGACCCAGGAAAUGGCCCCCAUUUCUUUCCCUGGCCCAGAGCAGCCUUCCCUUCCUCCUUCGUGCACAAAAUUCGAGGCAGAGAGUAUCCAAAAGGUAUACGAAAAUGUGGUUUAGUCUGUAGAGGGAUUCCAGGUAGCAGCAGAAUUUCCUGCCAGCCUGCCUUCCCUUGAGAUAGAGCCCAGCAAGCCUCCUCCAGCCUCUCUCUUUUCUUUUCCAACUAUGUUGAGGUAAAGGUGGGAAGAUGGGCUGGAGGGAACUAGGCCGAAUUAGCUCAGAGUGUAUAUUUGGUGUACAACCUUCCUUCCAUUACACAUUAAGAAAGAAAAGGCGAGAGGACAGGCCUAAUUUGCCUUGUGAAAGACCCACUUUUUAGCUCCAGGCCCUAGAACCUGGACUAGCUUCAUUUGGAGAUGGGAAGUUGUGUCUAGUCAGAAGGUGUAUCUAGUCAGAGGGGCUUGGAUACAUGAUCCAUUAUUCCCUAAACACCUUCCCUUUUUCAUACCGUCCUCUUCUAACUCUGAAUCCCAGGAGGGUUUGGAGGGGUUGGGGGCCAUGAUUGCCAUCAUAGGAAGAAGGGUAUAUAUUUAUCUGGGAAAUUGCAGAGUUGAAGGUAUCAGCUCAAUACAAAAAGGAAUUUGAGCUGUUUCAGGAAAAAAAAAAAAAAAGUGACUGCUGGCUGUCUUUGAAGGGAAUGAGCAAGCUCCUAGGUAGUAGAGGUGUUCAGGUGGGACUCAAGUGACCACUUGGGAAUACUGUGAAGGACUUUCCUGCUUAAAUAGGGGUGGGAUUAGAGAUCUCUCCUACUAGUCUCUGAUUUUGUGAAUCUUCCAAACUAAGCAGGGCUCCUCUUUAGUCAUAACGCCCCAUUCACUUAGCCAUGACUAAGAAGCCCAAGGUCUUGAGUUGAUGAGUUUUGCUUUGAACUAAGGCCUCAAACUUUGACCUUGGACAGCUACCUUUUGAGAGGGAGCUCUUGGAUAAAUGAGAGGUUUUGGAUGAAAAUAGCUUAUCCCCACUAUUAGAAAAGUAAUACCUCAGUCUGCCCUCCAGGUGACAAAUCAGAAUCUUUCACAAUGAAUACAUUCUUUUAUAGUACAUGCUGCCCUCAUUGGGACCCACAGCCACUCUGAUUUUCUCAGAUAGAAACCAGGGAACCCCAGCUGGACCCCAGACAAGGACUACCCUACCCCAACCAAGGCCAUAAACACAUAUUGUCCUUGGAAGUCAGGGAUCCCACUUGACAUUAGCUCAGCUCUGCUCUGCCCUGCCCACCUUGCAGCUGGGUGCUGAUUUGGAGAUGACUCAGAAACAGUCAGUGUAUCAUAGGGUUUGCUUCCUGAACAGCAAGGAAGGAGGAGCUAUCGCUGGGUGGGGAUGGUCCUCAGGUCCCUCAGCCCCAGGCACCAACCACAGGGCCUGAGAAAGUGCCUGGCCCUGGAGAAGGUGUCCAAGGAGGCUAGUGAGAGCACACAUCCAAGUGUUUGGAAGGUAUCGAAUUAAGGUUGGGCCUUUGGACUUCUGGAUUUCAAUAAUAGGAUUUAAAGCCUCAAGGAUGGACCUCAGAGAUGACCUAGUAAUUAGGUUUCUAAGAGAAAGUUAGGAAAUGUUCCAGAGAGAAAAUAGGACUUUAGGAUCACAAUGAAUAAGUGGAAAAAUCUUCUGUUACCCAAUUCUCUCCUGUACCACCCAACUCCCUUGAGCCAAAUAGCCAGUCCCCUUUCUGUCACCAUUUCUCUGCUGAGAGAAUGAGAGGAAUUCUUGCCACUGCCAAGGUCAGAGUAUUUUCCUGUGCCUCUGAAAAGAUCUCAAAGACCUUAAGCAGUGAGGAAGGAGUUGUCUCCCCCUUCCCAUACAAAAGUAAAAGGACCUACUCUAGAGUCUCCAGAAUUUCACUCCCAUCUUUCCUUUCCCUAAAACCUCACAGUUUAUAAAGGCAACAAAUGAGGCUUUGAGAUCUUCUCUUGCCUCUCUCCCUUACCCCUCACAAUCCACCCCCACCCCUCACAAACUAAGUGUACGUAUACACACACACACACACAGAUUCAAAGCUGAUCAUCUGAAGUCCUUACUAGGUUCCCUUAGGUCAGCAACUCUCAUCCCAGCACUCAAAAGAGAGGAAAGGUGGGAAAAGGAAUUUAGCCAAAAAGCUGAGCCUGUGUCCCUAAGGACUUGGGAGAAGGAAAUCCAACAGCUGCUGGUAUACUGAUGGUAAAGAGCAGUUCUUGGAGGAUUGGCACUGAAAAUGUGGAUUCCAUGGAUGGGGGUGAGGAGCUCUCGAUGUGGAACAUGGGGGAGCCCAUACUUACUUUAUUUUUAUUCUCCUUCCUGGCCUGACCUCUUCCCAAUUGAGGUGACACUAGCUGAUCCUUCAGGAUCAUCAUACCUUAGGAUUAUAACCAACAGAUCCAGAACAAGACCUCAAAGAUAGCAAAAAGGAGACCCUGAGUUGUAUCUGUGAAACCUGGAUGAAAUAAUGAUUGGGAGGGAUCCUGUAUGAUAGUCUGUGAAUUCUGGGGAAGUUGCCUCCAGAGGAGUACUAGGUCAAGUGACUGGUUUGUGAGUUGCAGAUAUGGGGGUACCCAGGAGGGACCCAGAGGCGUCACUUAGGAAUCCUAUAGUAUUAAGCCAGCCCCUGGAGCAGGGCCUUUUUCUGUUUGUAUGCCCAGUACCUAGUACAUAGUAGGUGUUUUACAUGCUGACUGUACUACAUUUCCUCUGCCCACCAGCCCUCCUAACGUCUAUGACCAGAACUUCACUGGGCUUUGGGAGCCUGGAAUGGUGUAAGAUCAUUUGACUGAGUCAGAAACCUGGGGUCAGUCUGACAAGCGUUUUUUGAAUGUCUGCCAUGUGCCAAGCACUGUUUUAGACCCUAGCAGUACAAAUACAACAACUAAACAGUCCUUGCCUUCUAGGAGCAGCUCUUCUCCUGGAUUCAUGACCUAGUUUGUGACAAAGUCACUUGCCCUCUCUGGGCCUCAGAUUCUUUGUCCAUAAAGUCGGAGGGUUGGACUAGUUGGUCUCUGAGGUCCCUGCCAACCCUGGCCCCUACCCACGACCAUCCUGUUGGUUCGUGCCAAGUUGAAGGAUCUGUUGGCUAGGAAUGACAAACUGUGGAGUGAGAGGAACAACGUUAACACUGGGCUCCUCUCUCCAAGGCGGUAGAUAAGAAAAGAAGCCAGACCCCCAACAAAUCCCCAGCCUCCAUUCCCCACCCCCACUCCAUCAGCAGCCCCCCAAGAUCCCUCAGUCUGCCAGAACAAACAUUCAGCAGAGAGUGUUUGCUGCCUUGGCAGCUUGGCCUGGCUCUGGCUGUCCAUCCACAAAAGCCGUAUUGAAACAGCUCUGCCCCACGCCGGCUGCGGCUGCUCUAAGCGGCGCCUCGCAUUCUGCCAUCUAAUGACCCCUUGCAGCCUCCCCCAGAUGUUUUCUAUGACUUCCAGCCCAGCUUCCAGCGGGCCUGUCCGCAGGAACAAGGGAGGCCACUUUAAUUCUAAUUAAAUACCUCCAGCUAAGCAAACAGUGUGGAGCAGGGCAGGCCAGGCCCAGCCUGGAAGCCCAGCCCACAGAGUCUCUGAGUCUAGACUCCAGAUGUGAUUUCACCAGCCUCCAAUGU